Molecule: messenger RNA, 6168 nt
Organism: Silurus meridionalis
Lineage: Eukaryota; Metazoa; Chordata; Actinopteri; Siluriformes; Siluridae
Gene: sgsm1a
Product: small G protein signaling modulator 1a
Exons: 24
Coding region: 260-3982 (1240 amino acids)
Biological process (GO): activation of GTPase activity
Molecular function (GO): GTPase activator activity
Source: RefSeq, a predicted model, not a curated record
GGCCUUCCUGAGGAGCGCACGAGCCCCCGCGCGCGCUCCUGCUUUAUCCUCUCGGAAUAUCCGGAGUCGCGAGCGCUGCUGGGCUCGAGCGCACCGGAACCAUGGCAACCGCGAGGCCAGGUGAGGAGGAAAUCAUCUGGUCGUGAAGCAGAGAGAGUUUAGUCUUCAGCCCGGAAGUGCGCUUUUGUUUAAAAAAUAGAGAGAGAAUAAAAUAAAUGAGCACAAGAAAUUAUUAUUAUUGGAAGUGUAAUUGCCGGUAAUGACUGGAGUGAUGUCGUUUCAACGGUUUUCCGCGGCUUCAGAAGGCGAGACGCGCCAGAGGCUGAUCCGAACCGUGAAGAAGGAGGUAAAGCAGAUCAUGGAGGAAGCGGUCACACGGAAGUUUGUGCAUGAAGACAGCAGUCACAUUGUCUCCUUCUGCGCUGCUGUGGAGGCGUGUAUGCUACACGGGCUAAAGCGAAGAGCCGCCGGGUUUUUGCGCAGCAACAAAGUAGCCGCUCUGUUCACUAAAGUGGGGAAGAGUUUCCCUCCGGCUGAGCAGCUCUGCCGCAAAGCUCAGGAACUGGAACAACUACUGGAGAACAAAAAAGUUCAGAUGGGCUCGUGCAGUGAGACGUCUCGUAAAUUGCCCCCUCGGCUCCCUGGUUUCUCACCCCAGGUCUCUCGGCACCUCUGGAUCCGCACAGCUCUCAUCGAGAAAGUCCUCGACAAGAUCGUCCUGUACCUGGUGGAGAACAGCAGUAAGUAUUAUGAAAAGGAGGCGGUGCUCAUGGACCCGGUGGACGGCCCCAUUCUCGCCUCUCUGUUAGUGGGGCCGUGUGCACUGGAGUACACUAAGAUGAAGACGGCUGAUCAUUUCUGGACUGAUCCCUCAGCAGACGAGUUGGUGCAGAGACACCGCAUCCACAGCGCCCACUACAGGCAGGACUCGCCCAGCAAGAGACCUGCGCUGUGUAUACAGAAGAGACACUCCAGCAGCAGUAUUGACGAGCGUCCGUCCCCAUCCCCCUCAGCGAGGGACUACGUGGAGUCCCUGCACCAGAACUCCAGGGCCACGCUGCUGUUCGGCAAGAACAAUGUGCUCGUACAGCCGAGAGACGACAUGGAGGCCAUCCCUGGAUACCUGUCCCUGCACCAGACGGCUGACACCAUGGUGCUGAAGUGGACGCCCAAUCAGCUGAUGAACGGCUCUGUCGGAGAUCUGGAGUACGAGAGGAGUGUGUACUGGGACUACGCCAUGACCAUACGCCUGGAGGAGAUUGUGUAUUUGCACUGCCAUCAGCAGGUGGACAGUGGUGGCACGAUAGUUCUGGUGAACCAGGAUGGCAUCCAGAGACCUCCUCUGCGUUUCCCACAAGGUGGCCAUCUCCUGCAGUUCCUGUCUUGUUUGGAGAACGGCUUGCUGCCUCACGGUCAACUCGACCCCCCGCUGUGGUCCCAAAGAGGCAAGGGUAAAGUGUUUCCCAAGCUAAAGAAGAGAGGAGUUCAAGGGUCAGUGGACUCGGUCUCGGAUAAGGAGGAGGACGAAGCCACCGAUUAUGUCUUCCGCAUGAUCUUCCCCAGCAGCCAGCCUGAGCUCGGCGGUUCAGAGCCGAUUGAGCAGGGGGUAAGCAUCUGGCAUCCAACAACAAGGAAGUCCUCGUGUUCUCAGGCCAGCUUCACAGAUGGAGUGUCACCGAACAGCUGCAGCCACGAGAGAGCUCCUCUAAAGCUGUUGUGUGACAACAUGAAGUAUCAGAUCAUCUCCAGAGCAUUCUAUGGCUGGCUGGCGUAUUGCCGUCACCUGUCCACCGUGCGGACACACCUCUCUGCUCUUGUCAACCACACCAUCGUAAUGCCCGAUGUGCCGUGCGACGCGUCCGGAGGUCUGGCCGCCCCCGUGUGGCGAAAGUUCCUGCAGGACUGCAGUGCGUACGAUGAGCAGGAGCUCUGGCGCUUGGUGUAUUUUGGAGGAAUUGAACCCUCGCUACGUAAGGAGGUCUGGCCCUUCCUGCUGGGUCACUACCGGUUCGGGAUGUCGGAGAACGAGAGGAAAGAGGUGGACGAAAAGACGCGGGCGUGCUAUGAGAAGACGAUGAGCGAGUGGUUAAGCUGCGAGGCAAUCGUGCGUCAGCGGGAGAAAGAGCAGCACGCCGUGGCCUUGGCCAAGUGCUCGUCUAUGGCCAGCAUGGACAGCAACAAUCCAAGCAUGGUGCACCGUGACUCAUCCAUCAGCAACGAGUCGUCUCAGAGCUGCAGUUCCGAGAGGCACAGAGCUCACCUGCAGAGUGACUCCAGUGGCAGUACACAGUUCUUCUCUUCCCAAAGACCCUUCCCCUGGAGUAGUUGGCUUCCCUUUGGUUUCAUCCUCCAGGUGUUCGAGUCUGUGGACGAGGUCGAACAGAUCGAUGUUGAGCCCAAAGACGACGAAGUCAAACCCCUCCCCAAAGUCUCCAACGGCUCAGACUCUGGCCACCCAUCUUCCAGAAACUUCUCUGUCACCUCCGACUCUUUCAGUACAGAAGACAGCAGCGCGCAAGAGAUGAGCUCCAAAAUAUCCACCCGGGAAAGCGCCACGGAGGAUCAAAAGAUGGAGGAUGCCAAAACUGCUUCAGAUGUGGAAGCGCUUGUUCCAAGGAGCUCAAAUGCAAAGAAGACUGAGAAAACUGAUGAUCAGGGUGAAAAAACUGAAAUGAAACAUAUGGAUGCCUUGGGAGACAAUCUGGAAAAAGAGGUGUCUGAGAAAAAAAACAGGGUGGAAGCAGGAGAUCUGUCAGAAGCUGUAGAAGGUACUGGACAUCAGGUGGUAAAGAAGGAUGAGUGUGGAGUAGGGGAGCAAAGAAGAGGCUCCAAAACUGGAUACAAUCCAGAAGGUUUAAAGACACCAAAGAGCAAGACAUUAAACACUUCUACCUUUAGAAAGAAUGACGAAUACAAGAAAAUCCAAACAGGCCAAAAGAUGACAGGGAAAGAGUCAAUGACGGACACCCAAAGUUCAACUCGGGUUAGGGAGAAAGGUCAGGUGGAGGCGGUCAGGAAGAAGGUCACGAUGCCGAGCGCUCCUGUGGUAAAGGAGAUCGUGGUGCCUGUUGUGUUUGAAGCCUUCAGCAUGCGUGAAAUGAGCAAAGACACGCCAGCAACCGACUCCGACGAAUCACCUUCAGCCAUCGAGAUGGAGGAGAUCCCCGUGGCCCGGCUAGUUGGAGUUCAGGAGGGCAGUGAGGCGCUCUUGUCUGGAAUGCAGAAUCUCUACCCUCAGUUUGAUUCGCAUACCGUCGACAGUGAGCAGAGCUCCAAAACCUCUCCGGUUCCCACAGGAUCGACUUACUCGCAGGAGCUCUUGGACCUGUACACUCUGAACCUGCACCGUAUCGACAAGGACGUGCAAAGGUGCGACAGGAACUACUGGUACUUCACCCCGGCUAACCUCGAGAAACUCCGCAACAUCAUGUGCAGCUACAUCUGGAAGCAUCUAGACAUCGGCUACGUGCAGGGGAUGUGCGACCUUCUGGCUCCUCUGCUGGUCAUUCUGGAUGACGAGGCUCUGGCCUUCAGCUGUUUCACUGAAGUAAUGAAGAGAAUGAAUCAGAACUUUCCUCACGGUGGUGCGAUGGACACUCACUUCGCUAACAUGAGAUCCCUCAUCCAGAUCCUGGACUCCGAGCUCUUUGAGCUGAUGCACCAGAACGGUGACUACACACACUUCUACUUCUGCUACCGCUGGUUCCUCCUGGACUUUAAACGAGAGCUGGUGUAUGACGACGUGUUUGCAGUGUGGGAGAGCAUUUGGGCUGCCAAGCAUGUCUCCUCCAGCCAGUUCGUCCUCUUCAUCGCUCUAUCCCUUGUCGAGAUCUACAGAGACAUCAUCCUGGAGAACAACAUGGACUUCACGGACAUCAUCAAAUUUUUCAAUGAAAUGGCCGAACAUCAUAACGUGAAGCAGAUCCUGGAGCUGUCACGAGAGCUUGUUUGCAAAGUGCAGAUGCUUAUCGAAAACAAAUAACACACAGAUGAAGAAAGAGAGAGAGAAAGAGAGAGAGAGAGAGAGAGAGAGAAUUAAUGCCAUUCCAUUGCCAAAAAAGGUCCCUUGCUGCAUUAAACCCCUGACAGGGUACCACCAUGUGAAGCUUCCAGGUUAUUUAGCUCAUGAAUUAUUUAUAUCUGGAAUCAAUGUAUUUACAUUUUAAAGGCAGAUGCUGCAUGUACAUGAACACUGGUUGAUCUUUUGCUUCAUCCUGACCUGGAUUAGAAGAUCCACAGUCUAUCCUGGGAACAAUCCACCCAUCCAUCAUACUCACAUAUUCCAGCGGGCAUCUUGGUAUAAUACGAGCAUUGUAUUGGGAGGCAGAUGCAAACCAAAGGACAGUCACAUGGACAGCAUGCAAACCACACACACACACACACACACACACACACACACACACACACAGAGCUCAGGAUUAAACUGUGGAGCCUGAAGCUGUAAGGCAGCAGCACUACCCACUGUUUCCGGGUGUCUUUUACAUCCCGAAGUACGAAUCUAAUGGAAGUGAGUGAUAACAGGCAUCGAUUCUACUCCCUCAUCACACAUUCCCAGUCAUUAAAGAGCCUCCAGCCUCUUCGGUUCAGUUUGUUUCCUUCCUCAGCUGCACGUCUGUUACCAGCUUGUGUGUGUCUCCAGUAACGUCACAUUAUGUUAACGUUGGUGUCAGUCUGUGUUUUGUCAGGAUUUUCAGUUUCUCUAUGAGAAGCAGCUCACACUUACUUCGCUCUCUCUCUCUCUCUCUCUCUCUCUCUCAGCACUGUGUUACAGAAUCGUGUUGUCAUUCACAAAAUCAGUACUUUUCCCCCCUGACGCUGCUGUCAAGUGUUGCAUUUGCUCACGUUCGUUGUUGUGAACCACGUUUUCAGAUCGAAGCCUCCGCAGCAGCAGGGAUUUCGUUUCAAUUCUAAGUCACAUGCCAAUGCUAAGUCACUGCAAGUCAUCAGACGUCUGCUAGUGCCUUGCAAAAGUAUUUUGCAUCUUUUUUUUUUUGUUGUUGUUGUUGUGGGAGACUGAAAUCGUGAUUAUGCACCACGACUAAACACUAACCAGUUAUUCAUACGGAAACGGGAGGAAAAAGCAUUUGCAAAAAGUAUUAACCCCCCCAACGUGAAGUGUCACGUGAUCUCAGUUCUCCUGUCCCUGGAAGAAGUUUGUUAGAGGACAUAUUAAAUACCGUGAAGCCAAUCCAAACAUCAGACCGGAUAGAGAGGAGAUCGAUCGGAUAACGACCAAGUGGCUAGGGGUAACCUUGAACACGAUGCUACCGCCACCAUGUUUCACUCUUCCGUCAUCAUUUUGUAUACUGGAUUGAAAUCACUUUUUCUCGGUUUCAGGAUGCAACACUUUAAAGCCCUGUGGUUUUUUUUUGUUUUCUUCAUGAGGAAAAUUUGCACCUAAAGAAAAUAGAAAUCAAUAUUCUACAUUAAUAAUAUAGAGAAGUAUAUAUAUAUAUAUAUAUGGAGAUUGAGUUUUUAUUCCUUAAUGGAAAAUAUAUUAAUAAUAAGUAGAAAAAAAGUUUUAACCGUCCUGUUCUAGUCUAUAUUUUUGCAUUCGGAAGCAACUUACCAUCCACAGUGUGGCCUUAACUGUGUUUCUGUGUCUGUAUGCUCCAGUGGUGCUGUCAGAGUCCACGUUUAGGGCAACGCUUUCACGUCUGCCCUCUGCCUUUUAUCAGUUCAUUACCUUAUUUAAGAGAAAAUGCCUGUCAGGGUUGGAUUUUUAAAAAUCAGUCUCCAAAUAUUGGACUCCAAACUACAGUCAAAUACACCAGACCAAAUCACCCAAACUGACGAGCAGGAAUUACAAGGGCGUGUCGUAAAGCCGUUUGCUGUUGGCCGUGUCUGAAGAACUGUAUAGAAUCCGAUCUAAAAUCGGAUCGAUUUUCUCCACUAGUGCAGUGUAUUUCAUCAGCCUGAAGAUUCCGCUUGUCUAUGAGCGUGGCACGUUGUCAUGUUGCUUUGGAUAUUGCUGGAAAUAAAACAAUGUGAAAGCCGCGUAGCUGCUUGAUGACUGUGUAAACGUCGAUCAUUUCUAUGUCUUGCUUCGAAUGGUUUAUUUAUUCAUUUAUGUUCAUGGCUCCUGCUUUUUUUUUCCGCCUUUGUAUGUGAAACCCGCACUUGUUCAAUGGUGGUUUACGAUUAAAUGAUAAAUGUGCCUCGAAAUAA